Protopolystoma xenopodis is the source of this 249-nucleotide messenger RNA. The record is from the annotation of a GenBank genome assembly. NCBI's taxonomy places the organism in Eukaryota, Metazoa, Platyhelminthes, Monogenea, Polystomatidea, Polystomatidae.
AUGUUGUCGCGCCCUUCAGCACGGCAAAAUAGACAGCGUGUUCAAAACCUGAACGACAGGCGUUCUAGCGGAUCUAGACUCAUCAUUAACAGUCCAACUCCGGUAUCCUCUGGAGCUGCGGAUAAUGUCUCCCAGAGUAUUCCAUACUCUGAGGACAUUGGACGGAAUCUUCAAGCAAGAUCAGCCAACAGUACUCUGCUAGCUACAUUAAGCAGCGGAGAGCACCGUCUGACUACAUUAACCGCAUUA